AUGACGACAUCUGAUGCAAUCCGUAACAGUGCAACUGAACAGGACGGAGGAAACUAUGUGUACAUGGAAUCAUUGGAAAAAUUGCGAUUUCAUCUGAAAAAAGUGUCAAUUGAUGAAGGAGUUGAGGCGGAUGAUGAGCAAGAUUCCGAGGACGAACGUAAACUAAGAGAUAAGAGGAGAAAAACGAUGGGAGUUACCCUGGAACCCGAACACUAUCGGGUUUCAAGCUUGAAGACUAGAAAAAGAAAGUGCGAAAGUGCGAAUAAAAGUGAGUUACAUCAAUUUUUGAGAAAGAAGAAGCCUGAGAGACACCUGUUUCAGAAACCAGUUACCAAUUCUCUCGCUUGGUCGGAUUCCACACGACAAAAUCACAGAAAAAGAUUCAGGGAACGUUCCCCAGAAAUCCGCAUCAAGUUAUCUGGAAGAUCAGGAAAAGAGAGAUCAGAGUGAAAGCCGAGGACCGAUUCCUCUGUCAGAGCCAGAGAAUGGACGAAUCCGAAUGGUCUGAAGUGGAAACUAAGCCAAGGCGGAAGAAGAGAAAGCGUUGCUGUGGAAAGUGCUCACGGAAGUUCGACGUCUCUCGUCCGCAAGAGUUGGCCAAAUAAACUGUCUGCACAAUUAGUACCGUCUAGCUAAAAGUGAGUUGAAUGAAAGUGAGAUUCAUGGGGUUCCAAACGCUAUCUGACUCAAAUGUUUUCGCCACUGCGUAGCGAUUCGCAUGUUUGGCUGAUACGGAGUUUGAAAGAACCGCUGAAAAAAAUCUAGAAAUCGUUUGAUUCAAUGUUUUAUCAAUUCCAUCAUUUUGAACCUUUGUGAGAUUGUCACUCGAAAAUUAUUGAUGUGGUCACGGGAGAUUUGAGCAACAACAAUAUCAAAAAGAAUUUUUCUUUUCGCUCAUUUACAUUUCAAAUAAGUUAGAGAACUUGAGAAAAAAACAUGUUUCGUUUCAGAAAUCUUCACAAUCCAGUUGGCGUCUCUACCGGUUCAAACGUUGAUCUCGCCAGAAAAUUGA
This is a messenger RNA of Caenorhabditis sp. 36 PRJEB53466, 1012 nucleotides long. The record is from the annotation of a GenBank genome assembly. NCBI's taxonomy places the organism in Eukaryota, Metazoa, Nematoda, Chromadorea, Rhabditida, Rhabditidae.